Molecule: messenger RNA, 3133 nt
Organism: Anolis sagrei ordinatus
Lineage: Eukaryota; Metazoa; Chordata; Lepidosauria; Squamata; Anolidae
Gene: XTBD1
Product: CDKN2A interacting protein N-terminal like
Source: RefSeq, a predicted model, not a curated record
GUCGAGGGACAGAGGGGCGGCACGGCUUCCUCGCGUUCUCCCGGACUCGCACUGUUGGUUGACGUCACUUCCGGUUACUCUCUGUUUUGGAGGCCGCCAUCGGCGGAAGAGGGAGGAUGGUGAGAGGAGGCGGCGACGGAGGCGAGGCGGAGGGGAGCGGGCCCACGGAGUUCCCGGAGCAGUUCCGCUCCUAUUCGGAGAGCGAGAAGCACUGGCAAGCGCGGCGGGCCUUCCUGCUCCAGAACUUGCCUGCUGCGGGGGGCGAGGGGCCUCUCUCUCCGCUGCACACGGACCAGCUGCUCUCGCUCUCUAUGGUCUGGGCCAACCACCUCUUCCUGGGAUGCAGCUACAGUAAAGAUCUCUUGGACAAGGUGACAGAAAUGGCUGAGGGAAUCGAAGUUGAAGAUGUUCCACAUUUCACUACACGUGAUGAAAUAAUGAAAAAGAACCAACAAUAAUGACUGAGGGAAGAGAGGAAAGACUUUCAUUAUGCUAUACAAUCCAUUAUUUACGUGGACUACUAUCAUUUGGGAACUACAAGAAGCAUGACUUCUUACAUUGGGUAUCUAUUUUACAGGGUUUUAAAGAAUCCAUAUGGCUUCGGUUCAGAUUAUUGAAAAUUCUAAAGCUCCCUCCCUCAUUGAUAAUCUGUCAUACAAUCAAAACCCUUCUAGAAACAUGGCUGUAGUUCAGUAUAGUGGUUUUUCCUAAAUCUUAAGACUUACUUAGGCAAUCCAAGUUCUUAGAAGGCACCUGUGCAUGAGGUUUUUUUUAAUGUGUGGAGAUCAGUGCACAGCUGAUCAACACACAAUCUUCCCAGAGUGAGGGUCCCAACCAGUGGCGUGAUUAACACAAUGAUGGUGGCUUCUCAAUCUGUUGCAGCCUUCUUCCACCUUUACAGCUGUUGUAACAUGUAUCAUAUUAUCCUCUGCCUGAUUGGCUGUUAAGGUCUUCGGAUUGUGCUUGGUCAGGAACCUCCCUUGCAGCCCCUCCUGGGAGUGCAUGACUCAUGUGGUUACAUCCGCAGGUUCAUUGGAACACACGAGCCCCCUCACCACAACAAGGUGAUAAUUCAUCGAGGAAUCCAGCAGGUAUCAUGUUUAGUAAGAUGUAGGUACCAGGCAGCUAGAGAGAAAAGGAAGGCCUGACUGUCAGAGCAGAGAGAGAUGUAUACGGUGCACUUCACUGUGAACUUCUGGAGCAGUCAGAGCACAUGUCAUGCCUUCCUGCUGUAAUGUAGCAGCUGUAGGAGACAGUUGGACAAGGAAUCUGCAUAUGUACUGAAGCACGAUAGGGGAGGUGGGCCCUAUACUAUUUACAAAUAUAUCUGCCCUCACGUUGGAGACCAUCAAUUGCAUGGUGAAGAUGUUGCUAAAUGUAGCAUUUGCUGUCAUCAAACAGGAAAACAGUGUCAAUAAUAUGAAGAACAUGGUGGAAUGUAGUGGCUUUUAUCAGUAUCUGGGUUUUCACUUAAAUUACUCAGCUGGUUUUGAAAGAUGGUUUGGAAAUGCACAUAAAGACAUUGCUGAUUUUAACAUCUUACUCUGAUGAUUAGUAAAAAGAGCACUCCAUCUGCAGUGUAAAGGGCAGUUAAUUGCUAAGGGGUUGUAGAAAGAAAUACGAAUAUCAUGGGUCCUCCACAUACUGAUCAGGGGGUACAAGGCAUUUUUAUUUUAUUGAAGCAUAGGAGCAGAGUGCUACCGACACUUCACAGGUUGGCACAAAUGGAUGAUACUGAGGUAGCAAGACCAUUCCAUAGGGAGCAGUGACUUACUACAUUUACAUGUGAUGAUAGUCUUAAGGACAUCACCAAGGCCCUCCAAAUUCCUGAGCAUUCCUGUGUGGGAUAUCUCAAGGGAGACAUAAAGCCAAGAGAGAAGGACUAGGCUUUUACUGGGGGUGUGGGGGAGGGAGUGAUAGCUCAAAUCAGAAAGCAGGAACACAUGAAGACUGCCAUGUACACUGGAGAGAAAAAUUAAGGCCAGUUCCUGACUUUUUAAUUUGAAGGAUGAGGUAAUGCAGAGGGUCUAUACUCUGCAGCAGAAAAGAAUACAUGGAAAAUAGAGCCAAGGGGACCUAGUACCAACUCCACCUUCACUCUUAAGUAACAGUUUCACACCCCCCCCCCAAAAAAAAAUCAGGCCAUUGGUUCUACAUGAAACUGAGAAAGUUGUAUGACCAAGUGCCAAUUCUAGAACAGUAAAACUCAGAGAGUAGUGGUUCUUGAUUUUUUUUUGCCUUUCUAGUUUAUCUAAAUUUAUUUGCCUUCAAGUUUCAGAUUCUCUGACUUCCUGUCAUGCUGUUUGAAAUUUCUAGCAAUUGAAUUCCAAAAUACUCAAGACCCAAUAUUUAAUAAUCAUUUGCAUAGUGGAGAGCAUGAUGACCCACUAUCAAAGCACAUGUUGAGUGUACGGGGCACAAAUCUAACUACAGGUAGCCCUUCUGGCUCAAGUCUUGUAUGUUGUAGUUGGAGGCAUUGGAAAUCCGUAUACUACUGGCAUUCUUAAAAAAGAAACAGCUAGAAUACCAAAGAAUAAACAUUACUUUGGAAUAUACAGCACUGUCCUUUGAGUUUAAACGAAUUUUCCUCACCACACUAAUGCCAGUCAAAACCUUCUUUUGCUACCUUGCCUUUUUCUCCCCCUUGUAUUAGUUAAACAAUGUCAGCAUCAGCAGCCCUGUUGCUUUCUUUCCUUCUGGGUUUAUAUGGCCAGUUCACUACUAUAUCUAUGUCAGUUGUUGGAGCCUUCCCCCAUUAACUGCUCAUCUGAUACCUUUCUGGCAUGCUUAUACUUUGGGUCCUGCUUUGAGUUAGUAUAGAUCACAUUUCCCAAAUUCUGUUCCUCCAGGUGUUUUGGACUUCAGCUCCCAGAAAUCCCAACCAGCUGUUAGGAAUUGUGGGAGCUGAAGUCCAAACCAUCUGGAGGAGUACAAUUUGAGAAACUGAUAUAGAGAGAAGCUACACUGUGUGAACUCUGCCACUUUAUAAAUGAAACAGAUGAUUUCCUGUCUAUGUGGAAUUUGGGUAUUCUGCUUAUUUAAGAAUGGAAGAAUGAUGGGAACAAAUGGGAAUAAUGAAAACAAAUGUAAUAAUUCUUCAAUUUAAUAAAUGAAUAAAAUUUUAUAAUAACGA